AAAUAUGAAUAAUUUAACAGAAUGGAUGCCCUUUGUCGACAACGUUUAUACCAGUGCCAGUACAAAGAGAGCGUAGAACGAAAGGAUUAAAAAUAUGUGACUCAGAGUCUGUGACAGCUGUACGACUUCUCACCUUGUAACUGAUCAACAAAAAAUGCGCUUUGUGUUGAAAGAUACCACCCGUGGAUAAGACUAUAACAAAUGCAAAAUCAUUAAUGAACUUUUAAAGGAAACUACUUCUAUGCGUGUGUGUUAAGAAAUGAAAAUUCCUUGGUCAUUUAUUCGCGUAUACUUUUACUAUCAAAAAACAUGUAAAUCGAAUCAAUUCCUCUGCCAAGCUUGUAUAUAUGAAAAAAAAAAACAACACUUGCGUGUAACCGCAAACCUCAAGCACGAAGCAGCGCAGAAACAGUUCCAGGAACAUCUCUUUAUGUUACUUGUGUAUAGUACACCAGCUAAGCCGGUUCAGACAGACAUUUGUGCCAUGCCGCCAGUCAACGAAUAAAUAGCCUGCCUUUAAUAAAGUGAGACUGAUUUGCUCGCGUCAUCGCCCGGUGGGUUACUAGCUAACGAUCCUCCCACGGAAGUAUUUUCUGACUCGAGCAGCUGCUUACUGAAAGUGAUCUCGUUAGAAGCAAAGCAAUAAACACAAUUUGACUUUGGCAAUCGAAUUUUCACAAUCAAGACCAAUCGAAAAGAAUUACAGUCACAGUGAGAAAGAUCAAAUAUUGCCAUAUCUGUUUAAAAUCGGUUGUGAAGUGAACAAUCAAUAGAGAAUCGUUUUUUGUGUGAUAUCAUACCUACCAUUUGUAAAUUGUUUUAACAUGGCCGCGAAUUCACUGUCCAAAGCUAUUUUUAUCCUGGCAGUGACCAUCGCCAGUAUAGACAGUGCCAAAAUUUUAGCGAUUUUCCCAGUGCCUUUUAAAGAACAUCAGCUUAUGUAUAGGCCAUUGAUUGAACAUCUAGCGGAUAAGGGACACGAUAUUACGCUACUAACAACGGACGCGAUUGACUUGCGAAAAGCCGGGAAAGGAUCACUGAUACAACGAAUUCAGCAAAUCGAUCUGGGUUUCGUCUACGAUUUGCCGAUUCUAGAAGACUUGAACAAGGGUAACCUUGAUGCCAGAGAUAUGCUGCGAAACGUGUUCAAUGUUAUGAGGAAAAUAUCCGAGGCGGAAUUACGACAUCCUCUGGUGCAAGAACUAAUUCUUGGUACUGCCCACUUUGACGUCGUUAUGGUUGAAUGGUCCGGAGUUAGCUUGAUGAAUGCCUUCGCCUAUCACUUCAGUGCUCCGCUGGUUGGAGUUACUAACGGUGGAGCAUACAUCAAUGCUCACGAAGCUCUCGGUAAUCCGAACCAUCCAAUUGGAUAUCCCAGCAUCUUCAUGCCGUUUACUGAAGAUCUCAGCCUACUGCAGCGAAUUUCCAGUGUGUUUUUCACUAUUUGGUAUCGCUUCUAUUACUACGCAGAGGAAAUCCCCAAACAGAACCUGAUUGCCAACGCAAUAUUUGGGUCAGAGGUACCGGAUCUGUUCGAGAUCGAGCGACAAGCUGAUCUACUGUUGAUUAACUGCUACCAAGCGCUUGGUAAUGUGCGCCCAGUGGGUCCAACCACCAUUUAUCUCGGUGGAAUCCAUCAGAGCCGAAAUAUGAUAGAUGGAACAUCGUUCGAUUUGAACCAGUUUCUAGAGCAUUCACAUGAACCAAUCGUUUACGUUAACCUUGAUCCCGCUGCCGAUCAAUGGAGAUUGGAUAAAAUCAUCAAAGCAUUGGAGAAACUGGACGCAACCGUUGUUUGCAACUGGAAUAGUGGUCAGUUCAUCAACACCACGGCAAGAAUCUACCAGUCGUACAAUUUACAACAGGAGGAGAUUCUCGCUCAUCCGAAGGUCAAACUGUUCAUCACUAGCGGUGGCCAACGGAACAUUGAGGAUGCCAUCCACCAUCGCGUUCCGGUUUUGGGUAUCAGCUAUUCCAGUUCGCUAGAGCAUUAUCUACGUCAAGUAGCCAAAUACGAAAUCGGCAUCAUCUCGUUGAUUGACUUCGAAACUCAGACAUCUAUCACUGAAAAGUUGCAGGACGCCUUUUUAUUGGAUGUUUACCAAUCUAACGUGGACGAACUCAACCGUAUGCUAGCGGACCAGCCAAUGACUUCGCUUGACCGCGCAGCCUGGUGGAUUGAGUACGUUGUUCGUCAUGGUGGUACCAGACACUUGCGAGCGCCGCAACUCUCAUGGUUCCAGUACUUGAUGCUAGAUGUCACACUAGCGGUUGCUGUCCUAGCUACGCUGGCCGGUUUGGCGAUAUGCUAUUUAGUAACCCGUGCCAUACGUUACUCUAAAAGCUUACCAUUCGAAAUGGUAACGCGUGGCAGUAAAAAGUGCAAGCUAAUGUGAGUGCAUCUAAAAAUUUGAAGACUACUUUCCUGAGUAACUGCCCUGCUGUUACCUUCGGGAAACGGAUAAAGUUUACUCAGUUUGUACAUUACAGAUAAGGACACCAAAAAUGCAAAUUCGUUUAGAUAUCAUUACGCGACUUUAUUCGUACUAUUAAUGUUAACACAGUCAAAUACCUUUUAAGUAUAUGCAUACGACAAAAUGUGAUAUUAGAGUUGAGAGAAAAUAAUACAAUAAUUUAAUGAUAAUUGCCAAA
Wyeomyia smithii (pitcher-plant mosquito) is the source of this 2652-nucleotide messenger RNA. RefSeq names its product UDP-glycosyltransferase UGT5-like. NCBI's taxonomy places the organism in Eukaryota, Metazoa, Arthropoda, Insecta, Diptera, Culicidae. Gene Ontology annotation, molecular function: UDP-glycosyltransferase activity. The coding region runs from base 825 to 2396 and encodes 523 amino acids. The transcript is spliced from 6 exons. The record is from RefSeq and is a predicted model, not a curated record.